UGACUAGUCAUCCGGAUGCCUGGGAGAGUGAACAUGAUUUCAAACAUCAGGCAUAAGUCUCAGAGAAGCCACGUGCUGUUGCUAUGCUUCAUACUUCUUGAGAUGGUGAUCAUGGCAGGGACCGUGAUGCUGGCUUACUACUUCGAGUACACCGACACCUUCGCCGUCAACGUGCAGGGCUUCUUCUGCUACGAGGGCGCCUACCGCAAGCCCUACCCGGGCCCGGAGGACAGCAGCGCCGUGCCCCCGGUGCUCCUCUACUCGCUGACGGCGGGCGUGCCCGUGCUGGUGAUUAUCGUUGGAGAAACUGCAGUGUUUUGCCUACAGUUAGCUACAAAGGAUUUUGAAAACCAAGAAAAAACAAUAUUAACUGGAGACUGUUGUUAUAUAAAUCCACUGGUGCGCAGAACCAUCAGAUUCCUUGGAAUUUACGCAUUUGGACUGUUUGCUACGGACAUCUUUGUAAAUGCUGGACAAGUAGUAACAGGGAAUCUUGCACCACAUUUCCUUGCACUUUGUAAACCCAACUAUACAGCACUUGGAUGUAAACAGUAUACACAAUUCAUCAGUAGUGCACACGCCUGUACAGGAAACCCAGACCUUAUCAUGAAAGCCAGAAAGACAUUCCCAUCCAAAGAAGCAGCACUAAGCGUAUAUGCAGCUAUGUAUCUGGCUAUGUAUAUCACCAGCACAGUAAAAGCCAGAGGAACAAGGCUUGCAAAACCUGUUCUGUGUUUGGGCUUAAUGUGCUUAGCUUUCCUUACUGGAAUCAACAGAGUAGCAGAGUAUCGAAAUCACUGGUCAGAUGUAAUAGCAGGAUUUGUAAUUGGAAUAUCUAUAGCAGUAUUUUUGGUUGUUUGUGUGGUAAAUAACUUCAGAGGACGUCAGCCAGAACAUGAACAUUCUCAUAUGGCUAAUCUGGCCCAGAUGCCCAUGAUCAGCAUACCCCGAGUAGAAAGCCCUUUAGAAAAGGAACUUCGAAUUUCUUCCACGGUGUAGCCAUGAUGUGAUGUGGACAGGCAGACUGUUCUACAUCCCCACCUGGAUAUGCAGUUUAAACAUCACCCUCUAAAGUCCCAAAGAAACUGUGUGUUGUAUCAAGGCGAGGGUUGGACCUAGGGUCUAGAGACAGCGUUAUGCCACACUUCUUCAUCUCGACUAGAAAGGUUUAAGAUCUACUUUUUCACAGCUGAUAAAAAAUAUAAAUACCAUCUUCUUCAGCUGACAUGACAGCAGAAAUCAAAGAAUGCCGUGGUCUCUGAAAUAACACAUCCACCUAGUGUGUUCCUGAUUUACGAGGUGUACAUUGUUACCAUUUAUCCUACCAAUUAAAUAUGGUCCUGAAUCCAUUUUCUUACACUGAUCUCCCUGAGGCAGCUAGUGCGAUAAAUUACAUCUUCCAUCAGUGGUUCCUGCAGGACAGCACGAUGUUCAACAGGCAUCAUGCAGCUGGCCAGGUGUAAGCUGGACACUGCCAGGGCAGAGCACUACUGGACAUGAACAGGGCGACUUGUAGCCAAAGGAACUUGGCCCCAAAGCCGAGCUACCCGGUAAGUGACACAACACUUUACAGUAUCUCACUAUGCAAAACAGCAUGACUUUUUAUCUCUACGUGCAUUAAUCCUACAGCUUGGUGGUACUAACCCGGUUCAGCCUGGAGUUAAAAUAUCUGUUCAGAAUGUGAUAGCUUCAGCAUUGCUUUUCUUCAUUUCAAGCCUGAAUACUAGAAUCGUAGGUCAGCAUUUAAUGCCUAUCUGGUGCCUGUCUGAAUGACUGCCUUCUUCACUGCCUAAAUUUUGGAGUGGAAGGCCAAUGUCUGGCUUUUUAAAAGCACUACAAGCAGCUGGUUCUAAAAGCCUGGUGGGAGAAGCACGGCUCCAAAAAGAUUUUUUUCCAUCCAAUGGACCUGACAUCUCAUGAGGUUUAAUUCGUGAUUCCAGCCCGUUUCAGCUGCACUGACCUUGGGAAUGUUUUGCAUUCUCCUGUUGUAUAACCACCUGUUUGUUAAAUCCUUUAAUGUUUGCUGUGACCAAUGCUAAAGAUCUCACAGCCUUUUAUCAGCUCUAAUGACAGUCUAAGGUUCCUUAUCUAUGGUGGAAAUGUACUUCAGGUAAGAUUAGAAUUCACGCCACUCAUUGUCAGCAGAAUUUCUGGCUACUAGAUUGCACUGACAAGUUCAAUCUGACGUCUGUGAGAUCAUUAGAAGCUACAUAAGGUAUGCCUAGGAAUAGAAAUGUGCAAAUAAAGCCAAACUCAGCAUUUGGCACCAAUUCCAAUAACAGUACUUCUGUUUUCAGACUUUUUUUUCCAAUCUCCUAUCAUUCUGAAAUCAGUCGGGUUACAAAUGUUAGCAAAAUAGUUCAAGAUGUAAUAAAAAUUAAAACAUAGUAAAAGCAGAUACAGAAAACAGUUAAAAGUUACCUGAACAGUUAAAAAUAGCAGUACACCACUCUCUGUGGCCAAACUAUCAUUAACACAAAAAGCCUUCAACUUCUAAUUAAGAAAAAAGUCUUCAGGAUAUAGCCACCACUCAAUUACAGAGGACAGGAUUUUAUGAUUAGACUAACAGGUAUUUGUCUUGCUGCUCUCUUGAGUCUGCAAGGAGAAUUGAGGUCUCAGCAACAGCAUUUUUUGAAAUAAUCAAGAAACAGAGAGGCUGGAAAGGUAAAGCAAAGAUCUGAACAUCUAAGUAAUCAUGUGAUCUACGGGCUUUUACCAGAGCUGUAACAAGGAAAUUCAGAAACAGUGAAGAAAAGACCAGGUUUACUGGAAGCAAGGACAAACAUCUCCUUAUGGAGCAAAACACUGUCAAUAUCAAAUCCACAUGGUAGGAUCGAUGCAAUGCUAAAGGAAAAAUUAGUCCUUUCUGUUGAAGAAAACAGAGUGCAUGCACCUUGUCUGAGGACUCCGUGAGAUUAUACCAGAAAUACUUUCUGCAAAGGCCACGUCCUGCCAGGCAAUGUCCCUUCCCUACGGUGAAGAGCAGUAAGACCAGCUGCUACACAAGUUGUAUGAAAUUGCCAUUCAUCACUGAGUCACUCUGUGCAAAUGCAGUCGUUUUUAGCAAGUUGCCAACAAACCACACAAAUGGGAAGUACUGGUAAAAGGGAUGCAAUGCUGAAAAGUAGACCUAGCUAGCUGUGCACGAAUAACUUAAGUGGUGACCCUUAACACUCCUUUUUGCCAAAACAAAUUCUUAAUAUAUACUGUGCUGUCACAUGCACACAGCUAAUAGACCCGUCUAUGAUACAGCCAGUGUGAGACCUCACUUAGCAAUUAAUUGUGCAGUGCAUAGACAGAUAGGUCUUACAGAUAGGCUCAGACUAGACAUUUAAGUAAAGAUUUGCUGGAAGAUGGUCCUUGCUUAUUCCUAUAACUGUGAAAUUAGUGUUAUAUAACAUGUUAAUUUAUUUGCAAGAGAAACUGUAUUUCAGUCACCUUUCAUGUGACAUUCCCUAUAAACCUGGGCGAGCGAAGAGCAGACGUGGUUCUCCUGGCAGCCAGCGAUCUCUCUGUCCCCUGCCGGCUGGUUCCUGGCUGCAGCGAUGCCCCUGAACAUCCCUGCUACCCUGGGACAGGGAAACCGUGCGAGCCCCCACGCUCCCUCCCCCUCCAUUCUCCAUGUUGCUCAGAGGCUGCCCCCUCCCCACCUUUAAAAAAAAAUUAAAAAAUAGAUGUAUUUACUGACCGUCCCACUGCAGUACACAGAGGCAAAUUAUGAAAUACACUGUAGACAUCACAGAUUUAGAUAGUGGUAAUAUAUUCUUAUUUAUUCAUUUAAUUGACAAGAAAUCAAAUGAAAAUAUGCACUUCAGCUGCCAAAAACUACCUAAACAGCUCAUCUUUCCAUGAAAGCUAAUUACAACAACCCUAAUAAAAAAUGUCUGAAAUGUCAAGGACUUUCUCCAUCGAUAUACUAGAAAGUUGCCAUAAUUAUUAUCUAGUCAUUUUUAUAUAUUAUUUACACUGUAUAAUGCUUGGUGUUAACACUGUGCUGAAAGGACAUUAGUUAGGCUGUAGAGCUCAACUACUAAAAAUUUAAAAAAUGCCAGUUCUGCUCUCCACCACAGCUCUAAGCUGCACAGGCGGUAACGGAGCAGUGCAGAAAAGGUGUCCCAGCACCGGUGCCGCCAUUGCACAAGGGUAGGCUGAGGCCAGAAGUGAGCCAGUGGCGACAGUGGGCAGGCCAGCACGGAGGCCGUGCAAAUUUAUCCCCAAAUUCCUUUAAGUCAUCCCACUAAACUUCACUGGUGGCUUUCAGAGCGCCUACUUCCAUGAGUUACUACAGGUAUGGUCUGACUGCACCAGAAUGAAGAUGUCCAAAUGCUGGUUAAAAAAAAAAAAAAAUCCUAAAAAAUAACCAAGUAAGACAGAAACUUGAAGGAACAGGAUUGAGAGCUUUUAAUUUUAAAUAUGUCUAAUGGCUUUGCUCAUUCUACCUCCUUUUCCUCUCCUAUGUCAACUGAGCAGCAGCUAUGAGAGCACUGCAGCAAGUCUUACUUUCUCUUAACUCCCAAUGGGGAAGUAAAGAGAAAUGUUAAAAAUAAUCCACGGCACUGCCUGUAUUGACAAAACAUGAUCCAUGGAUGCCCAUUAUUACCAAUCCUUUGCUACAGCUGUCUAUCCACUGAAGUUUCUCAUGUUUCUCAUGGUUGCUUCUGCCUAGCAUGCACAGCUGCACAGAACAAGCUUUUUCAGAGAAAGUAUGGGACAUACAGAGACACCGUACAGUUACAGGGCAUGGCUUCACAGGACAUGCUUUCUUCAGGGGAUUCAUCUCUUGCAGUUAGAGUAAGGCCUAGAAUAUUUCAGCAUUCUGUACAGAGACGUACUCACCAUAUCCUUGUCUGCCUUUUUAUUGGCCAAAGCAUCAAUUUUGGAAUCGAGCUCGCUUUGAAUGUGGUCUCUCCUUUUCAAAACACCCUUAAAAUAAUAAAUAUAUAGAUAAAUAAAUAAAUAAAGCACACUAAUUUUUAGCAAUGUAUUCAGAAAACCAUCAAGCAAUUUGGAAAUUUAAUAAAUUAAGAUCACAGAAUGAAACAAUUCAAGAAUUUUGGCAUGAUACAAGUACUUUCCUUUAAAAAAUAAAAUAAAUAGUAAGGACUCAUAUUUCAAUACCUACCUUUUAUCUUAUGUGGUUUUUCUAGAAUCUUGGUAAAUCCAAAAGCAAUGCCACAAGAAUCUGCCAUACACGGUACCGUUACUAAUUGUAUGAGAAAAACUGCAGCAGCAGUUAACUUAGUAGUAACUCAACCUACAAUAUAUUAGUUUUGAAAAAGCAACAUGAGCUUGUGAAAUCAAAAAAAUCUUAUUUGAGGAAAAGCUACAAUACAAAUUAGAAUAAAUGACUAAGAAUGGUGUACAAGGAAUUAUUGAAAUUGUGACUUUAACCAAUAUUAUUCUGCAAGCGCCAACUGUAUUUCAGUAAAAUCAGAUAAAAUUAUCAUAAAAAUAAUAGAUGCAAUGACAUUGUUAUGUGUGCCUAUUUGCUGUAUAUGUAAUUACUUCCUCCCCUAAAACCGUCUUACAGGUUUUAGAUUUUUAGCAUAAUGUCAAAAAAUAAUUAGAAAGGGGAGGAAAUGUUAGUUGAUAGACUACAAAACAGGAAGGGUGUAACAGAUUAAAUUUCCAUUUCUGAUGUUCAUUUGCUACGUGACCUUGAGCAAGUCUUAUAAAUUUCUCUUUGCCUUAGUUUUCUCAUCUGUAAAAGCAUACUCAGGUGUGCUUAUGUCACAGAAAUGUUACAAGUCAUUAAUCCUUCUAAAAAAAAAGCAGAAGCAGGACAUACAUAAUUGCAAAUGUCAAAACCUCCUUUUACUUUGCCUUGCCACAACUGGUUUUACUGCUUCUUCUGCAUAUACAAAAAAGAUUUUCAGUAUUUACCUCUAGCACAGGGCAUGUCGAAACAGCACAGGGCCUACGCAGCUCUACGUUUCUAUCUGUCUUAUUUGACUGAGUUCUCUCUGGUAUCUUGUCACUUUAACAAGCAUGACAUAAAAAAUGAGUAGCUGAACUUUAGAAUAAUAUUUCAUGUUUCCUUUUGAACAUAUAUUCACUAGAAAAAUUUGGCAAACCUGACUUGGGACAACUCUGAGUACUACUUUAGCACUACAUACUAACACAUAAAUCUACCUUUCAAUAGCUUAGAAUAUCUUCUGCUUCAAUAAAUAUAGAAAAUGUUUAGCUGUAAGCACAGAAGCAACACAAUUAUGUCUAGAAAAGCUGUCCUUCGUAUUAUAAGUGCUUUAUCUUUUUUAUUAUUUCUUUUGCCUCUUUUAAAACUAUUUUGUUGACUAUAUGCCAACUUUUAUCACAAAUGUUAAGUUACAAGAUAAAAACAAUAAUUUUAAUAUUAAUGUGUUGCAACUAUAGGCAAGUGCUGAAUUCCAAUGUCGAACCAAGGGACUGUUUUAUACACAGAUCAUUAUACUUUUGUGAUUUGUAUAAUUAAUACUACCCUGCCACAAAGCCAUCAAAUAAUUGUAUGUGGACCCAUGACCAAUUUAGAGCUGCAGUUUGUACCCUGAAGCACAACAGCACAGUUACACUCUCUAGAUUUGUUGUCUCCACUGUGAGUCAGUUAGAAAGGAGCCCAUCUAGAGGUAAAAAUUUACCUAUGAAUUUAUCUCUUUCCUCAGUUUAAGGCUGAACUCCCAACACUGGAAAAUACAAGGACUAAUCCAUUGUACUGACCGCAACUUCUGCAUGUUUGCAUGUUAUCUUCUUGCAGCAACACACAAAGGUGCCUGUGGUGAGGUACCCUAGAAAGCAGGUUUUACUAGCGUGUGACUUCCUUCACUGUAUUUUUAGCAUGAUUAGUAGUCCCCUCUCCAUACUGUGAGAGGGAAGUAAGUUGUAGGAAAAAAAAACAACAACACAUGGUGAAUGAAAGGAAAAGAGCAGUAGUUAAAGAGGAAUGAAUGAGCUAGUAGAGAAAGAUUUUCCUUCAGACAGGACCUUGUGGCAGCUUAAUGCAGCAUUGCAAGUGUUGCAUCAAGGCAAUUGCAACUAAGGAAAACAAAACAAAACAAAACAAAACAAAAAAGGAAAAAAAAAA
Oxyura jamaicensis (ruddy duck) is the source of this 7057-nucleotide messenger RNA. It is a transcript of the gene PLPPR5, whose product is annotated as phospholipid phosphatase related 5. NCBI's taxonomy places the organism in Eukaryota, Metazoa, Chordata, Aves, Anseriformes, Anatidae. The coding region runs from base 16 to 999 and encodes 327 amino acids. The transcript is spliced from 8 exons. Gene Ontology annotation, molecular function: phosphatidate phosphatase activity. Gene Ontology annotation, biological process: phospholipid dephosphorylation; signal transduction; phospholipid metabolic process. The record is from RefSeq and is a predicted model, not a curated record.